Molecule: messenger RNA, 1152 nt
Organism: Moesziomyces antarcticus
Lineage: Eukaryota; Fungi; Basidiomycota; Ustilaginomycetes; Ustilaginales; Ustilaginaceae
Product: p-loop containing nucleoside triphosphate hydrolase protein
Exons: 1
Coding region: 1-1152 (383 amino acids)
Biological process (GO): DNA-templated DNA replication; DNA repair
Cellular component (GO): DNA replication factor C complex; nucleus
Molecular function (GO): ATP binding; DNA binding; ATP hydrolysis activity
Source: RefSeq, a predicted model, not a curated record
AUGUUCCUGCAGCAGGCCACCAAGGCGCACAAUGCCAGCCAGGCGGCGCAGAAGGAGAAGCUCGCCAAGGAGAAGGCGGCGAGGCGACCGUGGGUGGAAAAGUACCGUCCCAAGACGAUCGACGAGGUGACGGCGCAGGAGCAUACGGUCGCGGUGCUCAAAAAGACGCUCAUGUCCAACAAUCUUCCGCACAUGCUCUUCUACGGUCCUCCGGGCACGGGUAAGACGUCGACCAUCCUGGCGCUCGCACGGCAGCUGUUUGGGCCCGAGCUGAUGAAGACGCGUGUGCUGGAGCUCAACGCCUCGGACGAGCGCGGCAUCACGGUGGUGCGCGAAAAGAUCAAGAACUUUGCCAAGCUGGCCGUGACCAAUCCCAAGGAAGGGUUUCCGUGUCCGCCGUUCAAGAUUAUUAUUCUCGACGAGGCGGAUAGCAUGACGCAGGAUGCGCAGAGUGCGCUGCGUCGCAUCAUGGAGCAGUACAGCCGCAUCACGCGAUUCUGCCUCGUGUGCAACUAUGUGACGCGCAUCAUCGAGCCGCUGGCGUCGCGAUGCAGCAAGUUCCGCUUCCGCUCGCUCGACACCUCGUCCACCAAGGCACGGCUCGAGAUGAUCGCCAACACCGAGGCGGUCACGUUUGAAGACGACAAGGUGCUCGACACGCUCAUCGGCACAUCGGACGGCGAUCUGCGUCGUGCAAUCACGUACCUUCAAUCCGCCUCUCGCCUGCACAGCGUGGUGGGCGAUGACAAGAGCGCCGUCACGUCGGCAUCCAUCGUGGAGAUCGCCGGCGUCGUGCCCAGCCGUGUCAUCUCGAGCCUUGCCGAUGCAGUAGGCAUCGAGGCAUAUGCAGGCAGCGACGGCGAUGUCGACAUGGACGCGGGCGCCAAGAAGCGCGACGCCUUUGAUCGCAUCCGCCACGAGGUGCGUGUGAUCACAAGAGAGGGCUACUCGAUCACGCAGCUGCUCGUCCAGCUGCACGACUACGUGAUCGGCCAUCCAACCUUGCUCGCCAUGAUCAAGGCCAAAGCGGCCCUGCUGAUGGCCGAGAUGGACAAGUGCCUCACCGACGGUGCCGAUGAGGAGCUGCAGCUGCUCAAUCUGUGCCUCAAGCUGCAAGAGGUCGUCCAGAGUGACGGCAAGGCUUACGUCUGA